Molecule: messenger RNA, 1326 nt
Organism: Paramuricea clavata
Lineage: Eukaryota; Metazoa; Cnidaria; Anthozoa; Malacalcyonacea; Plexauridae
Source: the annotation of a GenBank genome assembly
AUGAAAAGCUCAGUAUCCCCCUCCCUCGAAAACUUUAUUGUAGUCACCUGGCUCCAACUCCUCCAUCCAGACCUUCCACGUUUGGUUAAGCAAAGGUACGGUACAGAGCUCCGUUGCCGAACACUGGCCUCUAUAAAGCCUGAGAUAUCUCAAGCCCUCGACUCUUUGUUAGAGGAGCUACGCACCAGCGAAGAAGCCAAAGUUCUGCGCACAAUCCACCCAAGCUUUGGAAGACCACCCCGCAUCGACAACCGCCCACCUGCCUCCAACCGCCCAUACCCCUCAAAGAGCAAAACGACAUACAAGCCUCGUUCAAAUAAAUCCUGUGCACUAUGCCUCCAAGCUGGCCGCCCCGACUAUCGCUCCCACUUUUUAAGUACCUGCCAAUACCUGCCUGACUCAGAUCGUCAGUUUAUGGCCCGAGCACGCCAUGUUACAGAUAUCGAAGAUACCCAAGAGUAUGAAGAUAAUCAUCCCGAUGACAAUUAUCCACCUCCUCAGAGUAAUUGUGACUGCGAUCAUCCCAUCAACCAUCGCUCAGCUACCUGCCGUGUAAAUAUUACACAAUCUCCGUAUCUCCACGUCUUCUACAAUCAACACCCGCUUCGCCUUACUAUUGAUACUGGUGCAGAGACCAACAUGAUAAAGGCCUCCCUUGCCCAUUACAUCGGUUGCCCAAUAUCCAAGAGUUCACAACUUGCGUUACAAGCUGAUGGUCGUACUCCGCUCUCUAUUGUCGGCGAAACCCGCCUGUCAUUGUCCCGUAAUGGCAAGACCCUUACCCUCGAGGCUCUUGUUGUAGAAGACCUUGAUGUUGAUAUCCUCGCCGGAACACCUUUCAUGACCUGCAACGACAUUGCUGUCCGACCCGCAAAGCAUGAAAUUAUCAUCGCUGGUUCUGACAUUGUACCCUAUGGGUCCCCCAAUAGUUCCUUCAAAUACCAUGUUGUCAGAUAUUGUCAUGUAUUGCGUGCACCUCCUACGAACACCACUAUUUGGCCUGGUGGUUUCCUUGAGGUUGAUAUCCCUAUUGACUUUCCACCAGAUACCCAACUUGCUGUUGAGCCCCGGGUCGAUUCUACUUCGUGUCAAUCAAUGCAUGGCUCCAACCCGGUAUUCUUGAGUCUGUCGGCAGAAAACUUAGACUUGCCAAUUGUUCCACCGAGCCGAUCUUUAUUAAAAAGAACGACCACAUAUGCCAGGCUCGCCUCGUUACAAGCAGCUCCCCUCCACAAACGCAAGUGCCCAGCUCACCAGACCGUGGACCCCCACCCCUACCCCUACCACUCCACACUCCUGGAUAUCAUUCAGAGCAAGUUUCCGUAG